CUCGAUGCUGAAGUUGACCGUGGUUAAUUUCAAGCUGCGGAAACGAGGGCUGUAAAGAGGAUGUACAUUGUAUUUUCUUUGGAGUUUGGAGCGAUGAGAAGAUUUUCUUGACGGACCUAUUUGUACAAGAGGUCAGUGAAGACAAUAACCUUUAUGAUUUUGUGAAGUGUAUUAGUAUUUGGAAGGAGAGACGGAAGUUGAAUUUGUACACAAUGCAUCCUGAGUAUAAGUCAAAGAGAAAAUCAGGGCAAAAGACGGAUCUUCUCCAUAAUACAGUCAGAAGACGGAAGAGGCAGGGUCAACGAAAAUCACGAUGGCAAAGGAGUGACACGUCUUCAGAGAAGGAACAGGAAUCCAAGGAAACUAACUCUUCCACUCCUCCACCUAUUAUCAUCAACAACCAUUUUUUUCUGAACAACAGUCCUGUUACAUUUGGAUGCAGUAGAGACAACAAGUACUAUUUUGAUAUGCCAGCCAAGCUUUACGCAAUAAAAGACGGAAUGAUGAAUGAAGAAGAAACUCGGAAACUUCAGGAAAAAAUCAAAAAUAUGGUGAGAGAAAAUAAGCCAAGAAUCACGUCGUUGGAAGACAUAUUAAAGGAAUGUGACGCGAAGACGACAGGCGUAGGGGACGGAUGUGUAAGAGUGACUUGGCGUUUUAGAAGUCUGGAGGGUUUGAGAAGAUUCUGGAAGAUGUACUUAACUGGAGAUCUGAAACGAUGUCUGCAAAAAGACUUACCAAUCGAAACGGUGAAAGUAUCUGAGAACGACUACCAGAUGGGUUGCAAAUUUUUUGGGAGGUCUGGAAAGAUAACUGGACAAGCUGUCAUUAAAAGGAUCAUAAGCGUGCAGUGUCUUGACCAGCAUCUGAACACUUUAGAGCAAGCAGCAGUCGAAUAUGUUCGACGUCGUAAGGCACUUGUAGAGAUGCUUCGUGGAGUUGCUUGUGAUUACACACGUUCUACAGUACAGAAAAUACUUGCAGAGUUUGCAGUUAUGCUCGUUGUUGCUAUGGUUACUCUUCUCACUACUCUCGCCUUCCUGAGCUCCACAUACGCUGAGUCGGACUUCAAAGACGUUCUUACUGUCCACGUCUACAACGUCACUGUGAUACAUAUACGUUCCCAUUGUUAUGAUAAAUAUGAAAAUAUCCGUUCGUACCUGAUGUACGCAUUGGUCACAGUCCUCCUGCUUUUCACUGGUAUUGGUACACUGCUCAAGACAUACUCACGGGGAAGUGAUGAAGUUGAUGAUAAGGUUGGGGAUGAUGAAGAUCGCGUAACAUCUGCCAAAAUGAACUCAGCACCAGUCAUCUGGGUCUUUAAGGACAUCGGUGAACACUUCUUUCGUCUUUUUUGCUUUUGUAUCGUUUUACUGAUGUUGUGCCUUCGCCUGGGCUGUACUGAUGAAUUUACCCUUCCGAUUAUUUGGGAAACUGGAUUUAUCAUGUCGGGUAUUGCGGCGGUUAUCUUCUUUAUUCUUGCUGUUUUCUGUGGAAUCCUUUCGAUAUAUACAAAAAUAAAGGUUCCAAUGCAGUACCACAGUGACAUUGAAGCUUGCGAAUAUCUCCGGUGUGCAUUUAAAACAGUCAAGUUAGUCUCGGAGUUGAUGCAGAAGGAAUGGAGGCGUAUUGCCGGUGCAGAAGCUGAAGCGAAACGAAUGGGAAACGCGCUGGAUAUUACGACGGAAGUGGAGACUUUGAAGUUUCAAGUAAGAGAUACAUCAGUUGAAUCGGCCUCCGAAUCAAUCAUUGAUGAGGCUACUCGCGCAAGUAUCAGGUCGGGUCUACCGAGUUCUGAUGCCUUGUUCAGUGUCAUCCAAGUCCCUUGCAACCUUCAAGGAUGGAUAUCCUCGUCCGCCAAAGAUCGUAAAAUACCACCUCCAGAGGUGAACAAAUUUGUAAAUGAUCUCGCUGAUAAGAUCAAUUGCCCUGCACAAGAGGACAUGAAAACAAAAAUUCGCCAAAUAAGAUGCAGUCUCGGUCGUGAGUAAUCUACCUGAUGUGGGUAGCUUAGCACAGACUUAACCUUCCAGUCUGCUCUUCCUAAAUCAGAAAAGGUUGUCCGAGUUUACUAAAAAAAUAAAAAUGUAGAAAAAUGUAUGGGAUUAUCGAUUGUAGGCCUAUGUUAAACAAAAAUGAUGCUUCCAACAAUUUUUGUCUUCGUGCAUAAUAUUAAGCAUUUCAGAUGCCCAACAUUCCCUUUUAUAUAAUUUUAUAUAAUUUAUAUAAUUAGACUGUCCAUUAGCAACCUCACCACUUAGUUGCAGGUGGUCAUUCGUUGGGUCACUGGCACUAACAGUCAGUGG
Messenger RNA from Acanthaster planci (crown-of-thorns starfish), 2306 nucleotides. RefSeq lists its product as uncharacterized. Lineage: Eukaryota; Metazoa; Echinodermata; Asteroidea; Valvatida; Acanthasteridae. The record is from RefSeq and is a predicted model, not a curated record.